This is a messenger RNA of Magallana angulata, 436 nucleotides long. RefSeq lists its product as uncharacterized. The record is from RefSeq and is a predicted model, not a curated record. The transcript is spliced from 3 exons. Lineage: Eukaryota; Metazoa; Mollusca; Bivalvia; Ostreida; Ostreidae. The annotation marks the transcript as partial. Gene Ontology annotation, molecular function: nucleic acid binding.
AUGGAUGCUGACAGAAUGAAGAGAAAGGAUCGGGCCAGAUUACCAGAGAGCAAAAGAAGAAGACUAUUUUUGAAGGAAGAGAGGUCUACCUCGAAGGGAGGAAAUGAAGCAAUUGAAGGAUUGUCUUAUCAAUCUGAAAUUGGACUUUCUGUGAAAGAAGAGGAUAUAGAAAAAAUUCCAGAUCCUGUGCCAAAGCCCAGCUUUUCCUCCUCUUCAAAUUUGAAAAACUGCUCAGCACCCAGUGUUGUUAUUUUAGAUCUGGAAACCACUGGCCUGAUUCAGCAUGGCAUUAUGCCCCACAUCACUCAGAUAGCUGCUGUGAACAGCAAUACCAAGGAGCAGUUCUCAAGAUAUGUGGCUCCAGAGCUGCCUAUUACACCAAUGGCUGAAAAAGUCACCAACAUUACCUGGAGUGGUGGAGUUCUUUGUUACCGUG